Gaeumannomyces tritici R3-111a-1 is the source of this 2499-nucleotide messenger RNA. RefSeq names its product cell division control protein 18. The record is from RefSeq and is a predicted model, not a curated record. The transcript is spliced from 3 exons. Gene Ontology annotation, molecular function: DNA replication origin binding; ATP hydrolysis activity. Gene Ontology annotation, biological process: cell division; DNA replication initiation; mitotic DNA replication checkpoint signaling. NCBI's taxonomy places the organism in Eukaryota, Fungi, Ascomycota, Sordariomycetes, Magnaporthales, Magnaporthaceae. The coding region runs from base 386 to 2194 and encodes 602 amino acids. Gene Ontology annotation, cellular component: nucleus.
CGUCAGUGGAAUGCAGCGGGUCGUGCGUAAUUGAAACGCGCUCUUCGCGUCCCCAAGUCGCGAAAGGCCUUCUCCCCGCGCGACAAGCUCGUGCUAUCCCAGCGGGGCGCGUGCUGUGGACCUGCCAAGCAACAAUGGCCCUGCUCUAGGCGACGCUCCAUGGAGACGGUUUUGUCAAGAGCCUUCGUCGAUUCUGUGCACAAUGAUUUUAUGACAUUGCUCAUCGAUCCUUCUCACCUUCUCGCCCGCUGCCAUUUUUGCAUCUUGCCUGCUGCUUUGGACUUUGCUUUUGUUUUCUUCUUCGUACUUGCCAAUCCGUUCCGUGAUACCUUCCAUCUUGUUGUCGUUUCCCUUGGCCACUGCGAGACUCGCUCAUCUAAUCAUAAUGGCGUCGACUUCCCUCGGGAAACGAACGCGGAGCUCCGUGGCGGACCUGGAUACCGGCCUCGUUCCCAUCAAGAGAACACGGGGCAAGACCCGAAUUUCGUCGUUGCUCAACGACGAGAACAUCGACCCUCUCUACCCAACCACCGAGGACCGGGACGAGCCCGAAAUCAUCAUCUCUCCGGCCAAGAGCACACGCUCUCACUACGGCAUUCCCCUAACACCGCAAACACCCCGAUUCCGCGAUGCGCUUUCCACAACUCCAACCACUCCCCGGCAUCGGGUCAUGUCAGUUGGCAAGGUUUCUAGGAGGUUGACCCCGAGGACGCCCGCAACGCCCGCCGCAUCCCAAACCAUCUACCACCUGGCACGACAGCUCUUCUCGCGAAGCAAUGACCCCGGCCAGCUGAUUGGGCGAGACAACGAACGGGAACGGCUCGAGGACUUCCUCGCUCGCUGCACGAGUGCAGCCCCUGGUGGUUGUCUCUACGUCAGCGGCCCGCCUGGUACCGGCAAGAGCGCGAUGGUGAACUCGGUGACGGACGAGCUGGCCUCGACGACGUCGGUUCGAAAGGCCUAUAUCAACUGCAUGAGCAUCAAGUCGUCUACGGACCUCUACGUCACUCUCCUGGACCUCCUUGGCUCGACCUCGGGUGCUUUGGAGAGCGAUCCGGCUGCCGCAUUGCAAACUCUUUUCCUUCCAAAGAAGAAGAAGAACCCGGAGACGUACCUCGUGGUUCUGGAUGAGAUCGACCACAUUCUCACGUUAGAUCUCGAGAGCCUGUACAAGGUCUUCGAGUGGUCUUUGCAGAAGUCGUCGCGCCUCGUGCUGGUCGGAAUCGCGAAUGCUCUGGAUCUUACCGACCGUUUCCUUCCGAGGCUCAAAUCGAGGAACCUGAAGCCUGAGCUCCUCCCGUUUCUCCCGUACACGGCACCCCAGAUCAAGGCCAUCAUCACAAAGAGGCUAAAGAGUCUGGUCCCGAGCAACAGCGCGACCCCCGACAUGGUGCCCUUCUUCCAUCCAGCGGCCAUCGAGUUGUGCUCGCGCAAGGUGUCGAGCCAGACUGGAGAUUUGCGCAAGGCAUACGAGAUUCUGCGGCGGGCGCUUGACCUUGUCGAGGCCGAGACCAAACGCAAACUUGAGGACGAAGCGAGGGAUAAGAUCCUACAGAUGACGCCAUCAAAGAAGCCGCUUGGCGAGAGCCCCAGUAACACGACUUCUCCGUCCAAGACGGACUCGAGAAGGACUGUUCCCGGCGAGCUCGCCGCCUCGCUGCGGGCUCUGACGGUUGAGAAUGCCCCGCGCGUGAGCAUUGGCCAUCUCAACAAGAUUACGGCGGCGGUGUUCGGCAAUGGGGCGAACCAGCGGAUCAAGAGCUUGAACCUCCAGCAGAAGGCUGCAUUGUGCUCCCUCAUGGCCAUCGAGAAGAGGAACAAGGCUACUGUGGCAUCCGCAACCCCGAUUACACCUUCCAAGGCUCGGGUAACGGCACCGACCAUCAGGGCCCUCUACGACACAUACUCGAUCCUCUGCAAGCGAGACUCGCUGCUGCACGCUCUGUCUAGCGCCGAGUUCCGUGAGGUUGUCGGGAGCUUGGAGACUCUGUCUCUGAUCACAGCGGUCGAUGGGAAGACGGGGUCGUUUGCGGUCCUGCAGACACCCAGCAAAAAGGGCAGAAAGGCCACUUUUGGCAGCGGAGACGAGAGGCAGGUGGCCAGCUGUGUGGGCGAGAAGGAGGUAGAGCAGGGCAUUGAAGGGCUCGGCUCCGACAUCUUGCGAAUCAUCUUGAGCGGCGAGGCUUUGGAUUAGAGCGACUCUUUUGUUUGGGUAUAGGGGAUUCUGAGCUCAGGGACUGUAUGGUAAGGCGCAUUGUCCAAGGAGCCGCCAGGAGGCCGAGUGUAGUCUCGUGUUCCGCAGAGCGGGUCCAGCCGCGCUCGUUGGUGUACCUGUCACCUGAUUUUUGUUCGUUGGGGGUUCUCGGGCUUGCAUAGCAUGAUGGACAUUGGGCCGGCAUAUGACUGGGAGUUUUACUGUUUGAAUAGACGCGUCAUGGUGACAAUCCAACUGUGGGAGAUCAAGGCAUGCUCGAGUGUCUACUUCUGGUGAGACUGACG